AAAAUUAGAGACUGAUGAUAAUUCUUGACAAUUCGAUACUUAGAAAUGGCUUCUUCGUCUUCACCCCCGGCGGCGAUGGAGGUCGGAGAAUCUACAAACUGGACGGAGCUUCCACCGGAACUGACUUCAGCAAUCCUGCACCGUCUUGGCGCGAUUGAGAUACUUGAAAACGCUCAGAAAGUUUGCAGAUCUUGGCGUCGUGUUUGUAAAGACCCAUCGAUGUGGCGUAAAAUUGACAUGCAUAACCUCGGAGAUUUGGACGACAUGGAUUACAACCUCGAGAUCAUGUGCCGUCACGCUGUUGAUCGUAGCCAGGGAGGCUUGGUUGAUAUCGGUAUUUGGUACUUUGGUACUGUUGAUCUCCUCAAUUACAUCGCCCAUAGGUCGAGUAAUCUGAGAAGCCUUAGACUUAUAAGGUGUUCUCAAAUUACAGACGAUGGAUUUGUCGAAGCAGUUGUGAAACUUCCACUUGAAGAACUCGAGUUGUCAUACUGCUCAUUUUCAGUAGAGUCUCUCAGAGUUGUAGGCCAGUGUUGUUUAAAUAUGAAGACUUUGAAGCUGAACAAGCAUCCUCAAAAGGAGAAUGACGAUGAUGCUCUAGCAAUCGCUGAAACAAUGCCGAAACUUCGCCAUCUCCAGCUUUGUGGGAACGGGUUGUCAGACACCGGUUUAAACGCUAUUCUUGACAAUUGCUCAAACCUGGAACAUCUUGAUUUACGCCGGUGUUUCAAUGUUAACCUUGUUGGGGAUUUGCAGAAGCGGUGUUUUGAGAGUGUCAAAGUUGUGAGACACCCUAAUGACUCGAUUCAUGAUAUCGACAUUGGUUCAUCAGAAGACGAAGACCCUUAUGACUUCUCUGAUAUCGAUCUGAUGUCAGGUGAUGAUGAUUUUGAGGGUUACUAUGACUUCUCAGGUGCUAGUGACUUUUCUGACUAUGACCAGUUUGAUUUCUAGAUGCAUCGGUUUCGUGCAGGUGAAUUUUUUUCGAACUUGUUCAUGACUUGUUUUAAGUUAGCUCAUAGUUUCAAUGGAUUUUAUGUGUCCUUGAAGUAUGUUACCGUUUGUAAUGAUGUCUUUUGCUGUUUGUCUUUCAACAAUUUCUAAGCUCAGAAAAGUUUCAAAGAUGGUGAUUGUUUCAUCUUGCUUUUGACGAAAGAAAUUGAGUUUAUUCUCCAAAAAAUUUGCUUAACGCUUGUUGUUCUGUUAGAAACUCAGACAACAACGAGAAAUGCCAAUAUCAAAACUAAGAUAAGUAAUAAAAAAAAUCAUCAAGUCCUCCAAUAGAAACAUAAUCAUCUCUUUGAUCAUUUCAUGCCUCAGGUCUAAGAACUGUUUCCUCUCGGUAAGCAAUCAUCAAAACUCCAAUAGAAACAUGAAUCAGCUCUUUGAUCAUUAAUGCCUCAAGUCGAAGAAUCUCUGCGGAAACUAAUGAGGUUUUGGAACAAACCCGUCAACCGCGAAAUUCCUUGUUGCUGAAGGAAUAGCCAAGCGCACACCAUCUAGCUCUGGUCUUGCAAUGACUUGGCAUCCGAGUCGUGACCUGAAACAUUUGUCCGGG
Molecule: messenger RNA, 1558 nt
Organism: Arabidopsis thaliana (thale cress)
Lineage: Eukaryota; Viridiplantae; Streptophyta; Magnoliopsida; Brassicales; Brassicaceae
Product: RNI-like superfamily protein
Exons: 2
Coding region: 46-954 (302 amino acids)
Biological process (GO): protein ubiquitination
Cellular component (GO): nucleus
Source: RefSeq, marked reviewed